Messenger RNA from Cuculus canorus (common cuckoo), 450 nucleotides. RefSeq names its product activated RNA polymerase II transcriptional coactivator p15-like. Gene Ontology annotation, biological process: positive regulation of transcription initiation by RNA polymerase II. The record is from RefSeq and is a predicted model, not a curated record. NCBI's taxonomy places the organism in Eukaryota, Metazoa, Chordata, Aves, Cuculiformes, Cuculidae. Gene Ontology annotation, cellular component: nucleus; transcription regulator complex. Gene Ontology annotation, molecular function: transcription coactivator activity; DNA binding.
AUGUACCAGUCAUUGCGAACAAAAAUUGAAUGCAACGGUAAAUUUAUCUUUGCAAAGCGGAAAAAGCAAGCGGCUCCAGAAAAGCCUGUAAAGAAACAGAAGACUGGCGAAAGUUCAAAAGGUGCAGCUUCUUCUAAGCAAAGCAGUAACAGAGAUGAGAAUAUGUUUCAGAUUGGCAAAAUGAGAUAUGUCAGUGUUCGUGACUUUAAAGGGAAAAUCUUAAUUGAUAUCAGAGAAUAUUGGAUGGAUCAAGAAGGUGAAAUGAAGCCUGGCAGAAAAGGUAUUUCUUUAAAUCCAGAGCAGUGGAACCAGCUGAAGGAACAGAUUUCUGAUAUUGAUGAUGCAGUAAGAAAACUACAUGCAUGGAAGUCCUGUUCUGCUAAGUGCUGUACACAGACUGUUCUUGUGCUGCAGAGUUAUAAUUCAGUACAAAUGGGGUUUGAAGGAUGA